Corylus avellana is the source of this 1425-nucleotide messenger RNA. Lineage: Eukaryota; Viridiplantae; Streptophyta; Magnoliopsida; Fagales; Betulaceae. The record is from RefSeq and is a predicted model, not a curated record.
AUGGCCAUUUACUCACUUUUCCUCUGCAUCUCUGUCUUUGGGGCGUCUAGCCCAUGUUUCGAUAAUCAGCAGUCCUUGUUGCUGCAAUUGAAGAACAAUUUUACAUUCGAUCCUUCUUGGUCCACAAAACUUGUUAACUGGAAUCAAAGUGCUGAUUGUUGCUCUUGGGAAGGCGUAACCUGCAACGAGGGGCAUGUUAUUGGUCUCGACCUGACCAAUGAGUCCAUUACGGGUGGAUUUGACAAUUCAAGCAGCCUCUUCAGUCUUCAGCAUCUCCGGAGCCUGAGUUUGGCUUAUAACCACUUCAACAAUUCUCAAGAGAUUCCAUCAGAGUUUGACAAGCUAACGAAUUUGAGUUAUUUGAAUCUAUCAAAUGCUGGCUUUGCAGGGCAGAUUCCUAUUGCGAUUUCGCAUUUGACAAGGUUGGUUACUCUUGAUUUAUCUAUCAACAAUGGCCUUUAUCUUGAGAAACCAAAUUUAAAUAUGCUUCUUCGGAACCUUUCGGAGCUUAUCGAACUUUAUCUUGAUGGUGUAGCUAUAUCAGCACAAGGUAACAAGUGGUGUCAGGUCUUAUCAUCUUCAUUGCCAAAUUUGAGAGUGUUGAGCUUGUCAAACUGCAAUCUUCCAGGCCCUAUUGAUUCAUCUUUACGAAAUCUUAAGUCCCUCUCAAUUAUUCGUUUGAAUGGUAACGACUUUUCUUCUCCAGUUCCAGAAUUUUUAGCAGAUUUCAAAAACUUGACAUCUUUGGAAGUCUCCUCUUCUGGGUUGAAUGGAAAAUUUCCAAAAAAAAUCUUCCAGAUUCCAACACUACAGACGCUUGACUUAUCAUACAAUGACUUGCAAGGUUCUUUGCCACAUUCUAUUGGCAACCUUAAAAUGUUGUCAACAAUAGAUCUUUCAAAUUGCAAUUUCAGAGGAUCAAUUCCAGAUUCGAUGGCGAGCCUUACACAGUUGGUCUAUUUAGACAUGUCAUUGAACAUGUUUAGUGGAUCAAUUCCAGUAUUUAGCAUGGCCAAGAAUCUGACCCACCUAUACCUUUCUUCCAAUAAUCUAACUGGUCAGAUUACUUCCACUCAAUGGGCAGAACUUUUGAAUCUAGAGAUUCUUGAUUUAAGUGACAAUUCACUGAAUGGGGAUAUUCCAAUUUCACUCUUUCCCCUUCCAUCGUUGCAGGUAUUACAACUUUCCCAUAACCAAUUUUCUGGUCAACUCAAAGAAUUUUCUAACAUUUCUUCUUACUUGCUACAUGAGCUUGAUUUGAGCAAUAACAACUUGGAAGGUCCAAUACCCAUGUCUAUCUUUGAACUUCGAGGUCUUGGAAUCCUUUCACUUUCUUCAAACAACUUUGACGGCUCCAAUUUGUUGAUUGAAUAUAGUGAUUUAUGGAGAGAUGCCCAAUUGGAUCUGGAAACUUCCUCAACUUAG